AUGGAUCUUACGCGCCGUCCCCCCUCCGCCUGGAAGCCGCCUCCACUGAGAGAUUCAAGCUCUCAGAUUCGACUGCUCUGGAUUCAUGCCGGCCAUGAAGAAGACGAAAUACGCUGCACCGUAUCCGUAUGGGAUCUCGAGGACGCGCCGGAAUAUCGAGCAAUCUCAUACGCCUGGGGUUCGCCGGAUGUGGAGGCUUUCGUCAACAUUACAUCGAUGACUCUUUUUUCCAGAGGAUACGGUUUUGAACUUGUGGAUUGUACUCGUGUCAAAGUGCGAGAGAACGCUCGGUAUGCUCUUUGGCAAGCAAGACUACAUUACCCAGAUUCGUAUCUUUGGAUUGAUUCUAUAUGCAUCGAUCAGUCCAACUUGACGGAGAAGGCUGCACAAGUUGCUAUCAUGGCAGAAAUCUACCGGACGGCGGAGACUGUCCUCGCUUGCAUUGGCCCAGCCGAUGCCUCCAGUAACGCGAUUUACGAACUUUAUCAGCAUCUCGACCUCCAUCUCGACGAGAUAGAUUCACAUGACGCAUUCGAUCACCGUGCACUUGUACGAGGUCCCUUUUGGUCUCAGUUUGAGCAUCCCGGACAAUGGGACAUGUUGGAUGGUUCCGAGUUAGGACGCAAGAUGGCAGAGCAUUGGGAUAACUUCUCGACUCGUGCAUACUGGUCCCGCUUGUGGAUCAUCCAGGAGCUACACAGUGCUCGAUACAAUGACCGGAUAGAGAUCUUGUGUGGCGAUCUGACCGCGAUUUGGGACCAACUUGCCAAAAUAGCUUCCUUGUUCGACGAAUGGGGCCUCAUCGACUCAUGGUACAAAGGACAUAAGCUUUUCAUCAGGGAAAUUGAUAUCAUGAAGAGCGUCUAUCGCAGGGAUGCCGCUACCGCUCGUGGACAUCUAGAAUAUUUCUGGGACAAUCUGUCUCAUUUCUCAUGCGAAGAUCCUCGGGAUCGUGUCUAUGGCGUCCUUGGAAUAUUUCCCUGGAACCUUGCUGGCAUUGAAAAGCCCUUGCCCGAUUAUGAGAUCUCGUGUUUCGAUUUAGCCCUUCACCUGCUGUCGCACACUCAAGUUCUCAGCUUAGGUGACACAGACGGCAUAGUCGCAGCGCUCGCACUCGACAAACUUGACAUCGCCGACCUUAUUCAGCAAUUCAAAGCAUCGGUAACUGUAACGCAACCUGCGAACUCAGGUUCGAUUCUGUACGAGACAUCUGUGACUGCUGCCUGCUUGAUUCAGCAAGACUGUGAAGGACAGCUCUUUGUUGCUCUCGACUAUAUCGGGACUGAGCUCGACCCCGCUGGAGAAGAGGAACAUCUUUAUGCGGGUUGCAGAAGGCGAUUCAACAGCACAAACUCGCUCCACGACAGAGAGCACCAGCCUGUUCAGCUUUUGACAGAGAAUAGACUGUCGGUGAUUGCAUGGCACGAAGCGACACCUGGCGACAUCCUAAUUAGGCUCGGUUGUUGUUUCAUCAUAAUUCGCCCCACGGAACGAUCUACGAAGUUCCAGGUCGUGGGACGUGUAACGUGCCUGUAUUCAUCCCUGACUCCAAUCUCCAACAAGGUCAAGUCUUGGUCAUGCGACUGUUGUCCAGGCGCUAGGAACGUGGAAGCGCGACCAAAUUUGAGAGCAUCGUUUACAGGUUUGUCCAGAGCAGAAGCGUUGAUGUUGGAUAUUAUCAAAGACACGGCAAGCAACAAUGCCCUGGGAUAG
Messenger RNA from Cercospora beticola, 1713 nucleotides. RefSeq lists its product as uncharacterized. Lineage: Eukaryota; Fungi; Ascomycota; Dothideomycetes; Mycosphaerellales; Mycosphaerellaceae. The record is from RefSeq and is a predicted model, not a curated record.